Phascolarctos cinereus (koala) is the source of this 1441-nucleotide messenger RNA. RefSeq names its product annexin A3 (gene ANXA3). Gene Ontology annotation, cellular component: vesicle membrane; plasma membrane; nucleus. The record is from RefSeq and is a predicted model, not a curated record. Gene Ontology annotation, molecular function: calcium ion binding; calcium-dependent phospholipid binding; phospholipase inhibitor activity. NCBI's taxonomy places the organism in Eukaryota, Metazoa, Chordata, Mammalia, Diprotodontia, Phascolarctidae.
GCCCCAGCUGACUGACCAAGGCUGCCUCCCCGCCCGCCUCUGCUCCUGUCUCCUCCGCGCUCGCAGGUCCUGCUAGUGGCUUCCUGAGUCCCGUGGACGCUUCAAAGGGUGGGCAAGUCCUCAGCUUGAAGUGAAAGUGGGAUAUCAUGGCAUCAGUGUGGACUGGAAACCGAGGGACGGUUCGAGAUUACCCAGGCUUUAACCCAUCGGCAGAUGCUGACGCUAUCCGGAAGGCUAUCCGUGGAAUUGGAACCGAUGAGAAAACUCUUAUCCACAUUCUGACAGCAAGAUCUCACGCACAGAGGCAGUUGAUUGCUAAGGAAUAUCGUGCAGCAUCUGGAAAGGAUCUGAAAGAUGACUUGAAGAGUGAUCUCUCGGGCAACUUUGAAUAUCUGAUGGUGGCCCUUGUUACCCCACCAGCCAUAUUUGAUGCGAAGCAGUUAAAGAAAGCCAUGAAGGGCUCUGGAACUAAUGAGAGUGCAUUGAUUGAAAUUCUAACUACCAGAAGCAGUCAACAACUGAAGGAGAUCUCCCAGGCCUAUUAUACAGCAUAUAAGAAGAGUCUCGGUGAUGACAUUAGUUCGGAGACAUCUGGAGACUUCAGGAAAGCACUGUUAACUUUGAAAGAUGGCAGAAGAGAUGAAGGUCUGAAAGUGGAUGAAAAUCUUGCCAAAAAGGAUGCCCAGAUUCUUUAUGAAGCUGGUGAAAAGAGGUGGGGCACCGAUGAAGACAAAUUCACCGAGAUUCUGUGUUUACGGAGCUUUCCUCAACUGAGACUAACGUUUGGAGAAUACAGAAACAUUAGCCAAAAGGACAUUGAGGACAGCAUUAAGGGAGAGUUGUCAGGUCAUUUUGAAGACUUGCUGUUGGCUAUAGUUAAUUGUGUGAAGAACACGCCUGCCUUUUUAGCUGAAAAUCUACAUAAGGCUUUGAAGGGUGCUGGCACUGAUGAAUUGACUCUCAUCCGAAUAAUGGUUUCCAGAUCAGAAAUUGACCUUUUGGACAUCCGAGCAGAGUACAAGAAGCGUUAUGGGUGCUCCCUCUAUUCCGCCAUUCAGUCAGAUACUUCUGGGGACUAUGGGACUGCCCUCCUGAAGAUUUGUGGUGAAGAUGACUGAGGAAAGUUAAUCUCCAAGUGCCUCUCAACUUCAUCUACUGAACUAUGAACAUAUAACUGCUUUCUUGGAGCCAGCAAAUACACAAGCCAAUGGAAAUAACAGCAUGUUUUCUUAAUUUUAAUUUUCAUUGUUUCAUAAUAAAUAAAACCUCACUUGUGUGCACCUCACAUGUCAUGUAACUGUGUCUUUAAAAUGCAUUUUAAAAUAAGAGUUGGAUCAAAUCAUUCCAAAAUGGGCAUCUGCCUGGGAAGUAGGAAUCAAAUACAGUAUUUGGAAAAGCAUUUAGAAAAAUUCAAGGCAAUAAAAGCUUCCUUCUCACUAAA